Daucus carota subsp. sativus is the source of this 3033-nucleotide messenger RNA. RefSeq names its product AP2/ERF and B3 domain-containing transcription factor At1g51120. The record is from RefSeq and is a predicted model, not a curated record. NCBI's taxonomy places the organism in Eukaryota, Viridiplantae, Streptophyta, Magnoliopsida, Apiales, Apiaceae. Bases 1503 to 2696 code for a protein of 397 amino acids. The transcript is spliced from 4 exons. Gene Ontology annotation, molecular function: DNA binding; DNA-binding transcription factor activity.
UAUUAUCAAGGAGGAAACCCUAGAUUGUGAGGAAGUAGGUAGGGUAUAAUUGUUACAGUAAAGAGAGGCUGUGGGCAAGGUAGGUGAUGUUUUUAAAGAGAUGCUUAUAUAUAGCAGGGGCUCAGAUCUGAUAGUUAGUAGAGUGUCGUGUAAAUUGAGGAUGGAGACAUGCAGAUGUGUAGUAGUGUAGUGUAGAUUAGAUAGGAGUAUAGGACUUAGGAGGAGGAAGAAGAGGAAGGGUUGGUUAGGGGGAGGAAGGUGGAGGAGAAGGUGACAGAAGAGAGUGAGCACAGGGAUGCAUUAUUUGUAUGAAUGCAGUGCAAGUGUGUACGUGUGCUCACUUCUCUUUCUGUCACCACCUAUGCACUAUGCCUCAUCCACCCCCUCCUUGCCCACCUUUUUCUCUCUUGCCUUCCUUUGGUUUAUUUUAUAAUAUACGAUCUCUUUUACUUUAUUCUUGUUUCGCCCAAUCCAUCGACAGCACCUGUAACCUCUACAUACUAAUCUGCUUAUUAGACUUCGCCACCGCACCUUGUUUUACAGUAGUCCUCCUUCUGCCUUCUACCGCUCACUGCAUCAUUAUCCAAAUGCCCCCUUCUUUUUUUCUUCUUCUAAUUUUAUCCCCUCUCUCCCUCCCAAUCUCUCCAAUCUCUCUCUCUCCCAAUCUCUCUCUCCGUCUCCCAAUCUCUCCAAUCUCUCUCUCAAUCUCUUUCUCUCUCCGUCUCCCAAUAUCUCUCUCGCUCUCUAGAUACAAAGAGAUGGAAGAAGAAACGGCGGAACAAGACGGAAAGAGAAAUCGAAGGAACAAAACAGGGAUGAAGUCUUUUCAGGUCAGAUUAAAUAAAGUAAAUUAAGAUUUAGUUUGUUUUUGUUUCGGUUCAGUUAAAUGAUGUACUUGAAGCAAACCUCUUCUUGGGAGUUUGAACUGUACCUUCAAUUGUUAACAAGUGAGUAGUAAUUACAUCUAUGCACUAGCCCCAACAUAUAUUCCGAUCUCCCCCCUUAGGUUUGGGUUUCCAAUAAAGAAUUUGUACUAAUCACCAUUACUCUCUCCCCUUCCCUGUACUCAUCUAACGGAUAUUAUCCAUUAGACCAUUACUUUAUUAAUUACCCUGUACUUUUCUUUUCUCACAUACAUACUUACAUACAUUUUGUAUCUAUUGUUUUUUGAUGCUAACUGUUGUGAAUAGCUGCUAUUUUUGAAACUGUUCAUCCUCUCCUUGAUUUGGAAGACUCCAAUCAUGAGAAUGCAUGUUGUUGAUUGUUGAAUCCAACUCUAUUUCGGUGUCUGCCAUGACCAUCUUGUUGUUUUUCGCACCGUCGAUUCCGAAAGCGAUCGAUAUGGCUUAGUGUCGGAUGAAGUCACAUAAGAUACCUUCCUCAUCUCUUCCAAAAUGCAGAAAUGUAGUAAAUCAGAUAGUUUUACCCACACCAGCCGCCCUCCCCACCUCCCCCAACUAAUCAGUCCUUGAGCUUCGCAUUGAAGAAUUCUAUAGUGAAGAAUGGGAGAUCUCCUAAAUUUCACCGCGUUUAUUCUUGGGUUACCUUCAGGUUUAAACAGUAGAAGAGAUGACCAAUCAAGUAACGAGCGAGCAAGACAUAAUAGAAAUAUCUCUGGUUCAAGUUCUGUUGGAGUCAUCAAGCUCCCAAAUGAGAACUGGGAAGCAUAUACUUAUGAUAAUAAUAACUGGAGUUCCAUAGGGAUAUUUGAAACAGAGAAAAAAGCUGCCAUAGCAUUCGAGAGCAGAACUAUAGAAAAAUAUAUUGAAUUCUGGAAUGGAUACUUGCAAAGGAUAAGCAAUGGUGAACAAGAGCCACUUACUCUGGAACUGGCGAGCACUAGGAGAACCCUCUCUUCCAGUUCUGGCAAUAUUUCCCAAGGGAAUAGUAAUCGGGAGUGUAUACGCACCAAACUUUUCGAUAAGGUACUCACUUCUAGUGAUGUAAGCAAAAUCAACAGACUUGUUAUCCCGAAGACGUUUUCUGGUUUCUUCCCGUGUAUUUCCAAUGAGAAUGGGUCAAGUUCCAGGAGGCUACCAGUUAAUAAUGUUGAGCUAAAUUUUUAUGACGAGUCCAAGAAACUGUGGCAGUUUCGAUACUGUUACUGGAAAAAAAGCAGAACUUAUUCCUUCUCAAAGGGCUGGAGCAAAUUUGUGGAAGAAAAGGAUCUGAGGCCAAAGGACAAAAUUAUUUUCCUUAAGUGCGAGUAUAUUGAGGCAGGGUCCAUUGUUGGCACGCGGUUUAUAAUUGAUGUGGAAUAUGAUCCUAGUAGAGUACAAGUUGAGGAAGUUGGUGAUGACUUGGGGGAUCCUGUUGUUUUAAGUCCUUCACAGGAGGUGCAAAAUCUUCAGAAUGAAGAGAAUGGCGGAGAAGUGCGAAGAGGAUCUGCUGACGGUAGAAGUGCGAAGAGGACCAAGGCAGACAAGGACUCGAAAGGAGCUGGGCCUGGAGAAGCAGCUGGGAGAGGUGCGAAGAGGACCAAGGCAGACAAGAACUCGAAAGGAGCUGGGCCUGGAGAAGCAGCUGAGACAGGUGCGAAGAGGACCAAGGCAGACAAGAACUCGGAAGGAGCUGGGCCUGGAGAAGCAGCUGAGACAGGUGCGAAGAGGACCAAGGUAGACAAGAACUCGGAAGGAGCUGGGCCUGGAGAAGCAGCUGAGACAGGUUUCAAGCUUUUCGGGGUGAGAAUUGCUUGACAGGCUAGCUUGUGCCUGUUUUCUCGAGUAGUUUUACUGUUUUAUUAAUUUCGAAGAAACUGGUUAAUUCUGUCUUUACAAUAUAUUGAUGCUGCAUCAAGGUACUGGAUGUUUUAAGUGUUUGCAAAAGGAGGCAUUUUGAUAUUGUAGAGGAACUUAUCCUGCAAUAUUUGUUUUGCCUGACAUUUGGUUCUUUUGCUGUGGUUUCUUUCAUCUUUGUUCAAGUGUUUUUUUUAUUUUUGGGCUGUUAGGUGGGUAUCGGCCCAAACAUACAAUUUAUUAGUUGUUUAUCCAAAAUAAGGCAACAAUUUAUUAAUUUCAAUAUUGUUCUAAAUGA